GCGACGCCUUCAUUUUGGACCACUCCCCAGUCUCCACGCCUGCACCCGCGGCGAGCCAACGACCUCUCUCUAGAGAGCGAGCGAGCGAGCGAGGAGAGAGAGGUACCGAGGGAGGAGAUAUGCUAUCCAUGGAGCUUGUCCUUGUCCGUUCUCCUCCCACUCUCGGCGUGAAUGCAUCGCCUUCCUUGCUCCCCCUCCAUAGCCGGCGCCCCGCUCCAUUCCUCUCUCCAAGGCGUCAGCGCUUGUUCGUUUUACGUCCUCCGGCUCCUGCAUCACUACCCGUUGCCCUAGCUCACAACGGGACCGUCACAUCGCAAGACAAUGGGUUUUACACAGUUGGUGAUUUUAUGACCAAGAAGGAAGAUCUUCAUGUUGUAAAGCCUUCUACAUCAGUCGAUGAAGCACUGGAGCUCUUAGUAGAGAAUAGGGUCACCGGCUUUCCUGUGAUUGAUGAUGACUGGAACUUGGUUGGUGUGGUUUCAGAUUAUGAUUUGUUAGCUCUGGAUUCUAUUUCAGGUAGUGGACAAACUGAUACAAGCAUGUUUCCUGAGGUUGAUAGUUCAUGGAAAACAUUCAAUGAAAUCCAAAAGCUGCUACGUAAAACAAAUGGUAAAGUUAUUGGUGAGGUGAUGACUGAUGCCCCUCUUGUGGUUCGUGAAACUACCAAUCUUGAAGAUGCUGCAAGGCUGCUACUGGAGACAAAACACCGCAGAUUUCCAGUCGUUGAUAGUGCUGGUAAAUUGGUAGGUGUUAUCACGAGGGGAAACGUGGUUAGUGCAGCACUCCAGAUAAAGCAUGCAAAGAGGGUGAAUUCUUGAUUCCCGGAUGGGAAGCACAUAUUAAAGGAGCCACUACGGAUUAUUAGACCGCACUGCUGCAGUUGUCUGAUCAUUGAGACUAGGCUUUUGAUGCAUAUUUAUGUUUUAGAUAUCUUAAAUUAGGAUACAUCAAAAUAGGUAUGGACAGUGAUUAUUGAUCAUGUGAAGACUCAGUUAUGUCCCUGCUUUAUAUUUUCUCAAA
Molecule: messenger RNA, 1020 nt
Organism: Zingiber officinale
Lineage: Eukaryota; Viridiplantae; Streptophyta; Magnoliopsida; Zingiberales; Zingiberaceae
Product: CBS domain-containing protein CBSX1, chloroplastic-like
Exons: 8
Coding region: 120-818 (232 amino acids)
Source: RefSeq, a predicted model, not a curated record